ACCAAUCAACCAGCCCAUCUAAGUACCGAAGCCAAUCAAAAGUAGACAAUACUGAAACGCUAGCAAUUUGGUGGGUUGAAUUUUUUACACUAGCCAAUCAGAAUUAGAUUUGUAUCCUGAACACGUUAAGAUUAGCCAGAAGAAUGUCAGCUAUACUACUUCCCAGGGAGGCUGGAAAAUUUAUUACUGAGAAUAGCAAAGAUGUGUUUGUGGAGCAAGAGGGUGUGAGGUCACUUGCUAAGACUCUCUUUGACAAGGUCAACAAGAAGGAGAUCACACUAGCCGGCUGGAAAUCACUUCAUGAGCUAAACCCACAGGAUUCUGGAGAGGAUGCAGUGAAUUGGGUUUUUUUUGCAGACACCUUAAAUUUUUCUUUCUGGUCAGAUAGUGAUGAACACAAAUAUCUGGUCAAGUAUAAGGGAAAGGAGUACAGUGGCUACUGGUCCUUCUGUGCUGCAAUGAACCGAGCCCUCGAUGAAGGAAUCCCAAUUACAACUCCUUCUUACUACUCGAACAUAACCUUAGACCAGCUGAAACAUGUUCUACGUUCCGAUUCAGAUGUGCCCAUUCCCAUGAUAGAGGAACGGCUACAGAUACUGCACCAGACUGGGAAAAUACUCACAGAAAAGUUUGGAGGCUCCUACCUAAACUGUGUGAAACAAAGUGACAAAAGUGCUGUGAGGCUUAUGAAGCUGAUUGUGGAGAACUUCCCAUCAUACAAGGAUGUGGGGAUCUUUCAGGGUAAACAAGUUGCUUUUUAUAAGCGUGUCCAGAUCCUGGUUGGCGACACCUGGGGCGUACUGGGAGGCCAAGGCGACGGCAACUUUUAUGACAUCCAUAAAAUAACAAUGUUUGCAGACUACAGGAUUCCUCAAGCCCUGGUUCAUUUUGGGACCAUGAGAUAUUCAGAUGAGCUGAUGAAAAAGUUAAAAGAAGCUUGGCUGUUCCAGAAUGGAGAUAUUCAGGAAAUGGAGAUAAGAGGAUGCUCUAUAUGGGCCGUAGAACUGAUUUGUGAGCACAUGCGUGAGCUCUUCAAAGAGAAGGGAGAGGAAAUGAGCAAUGAGAUCAACCCAGUCCUGAUUGACCACUUUCUGUGGGAUUACGCUCGUGAUUACCGGAAAGAAAUAAAUGUUGUUCCAUUUCAUAGAGUGCGUUGUAUCUACUAUUAGCUGGGAAGUUUAAUUGCUAAACUGUAAGCACUUUAGUGCACACAAAAAUACAUGUUAAGCACUUAUGUAAAGCACUUGAUUGAUUACAAUUUGUUUUAAAAUAAUUUGUUUGGCCCCCUCUACUUUUUGUAUCUUAAUUGGCAAAUCCUAAAUAAAUUAUGUUGCAAAAUAUAAA
Molecule: messenger RNA, 1344 nt
Organism: Bombina bombina (fire-bellied toad)
Lineage: Eukaryota; Metazoa; Chordata; Amphibia; Anura; Bombinatoridae
Gene: QNG1
Product: Q-nucleotide N-glycosylase 1
Exons: 5
Coding region: 144-1169 (341 amino acids)
Source: RefSeq, a predicted model, not a curated record